CACUAUUUUUAAAUAACACAUAAAUCCUUACCUGUAAAUAAAGUCUCGGCGACGGAGCGCCCGGAGGCGGGGAGGGAAGGACUCCGUCACCCUAUUCGGCCAUGGAUUACAGUCUCGCAGCGCUGAAGCUCUUGUGCUGCCAGCUAAAAGACGCUCGCCCGACUACCUCCGCCAUGACCCUCUACGGCAUCCUCUUCCAGCGCGCCUGGCUCCAGGGUGUUUUGGUUUCAGGUUGGGAGGAGGGGCGUUUCGUGCUCGACGACGGGUCCGACGUCGUCGAGCUGGGCAUAUCCUCUGAGUCCCGGCCUCAAGAGUGGAAGACGGGGAUGUAUGUUAUGGUUGUGGGGCAUUUUGUCGCUGCUUCUUCUCAAUCUAGUGGUUUUCCUCUAAUCAAGGUUCACAAGAUAGUUGAUCUCUCAGCAUACCCUGACAGGGAAGCAAUGUGGCAUUUGGAAGUCAUCGAGGCUUAUAAAUUGUUCUAUGUACCAUCAGUGGAAUGACAUUUGCGGUUUCUUCUUUCUACAUCCUGCUGGGACAAUAUACCUUUCAACUGCUUAUUAUCUUUAAGAAUUCAUCUUAUAUCCAUCUUGAAUAAUGCCUCAGAGAGUUGCAUAACAAUCCAAAUUUCCAGACUUGGCAGUGUAUACUUGACAUGGAACUAAUAUUUGCUUUGUUUAGGUUGCCUUUAGCAGGACUUUCCAAGAGACACAACUUUUUAAUUUUAUGGCAAUUGCUGCAGUAAUUGGUGAA
Messenger RNA from Elaeis guineensis (African oil palm), 750 nucleotides. RefSeq lists its product as uncharacterized. Gene Ontology annotation, biological process: maintenance of rDNA; DNA repair; negative regulation of double-strand break repair via homologous recombination. NCBI's taxonomy places the organism in Eukaryota, Viridiplantae, Streptophyta, Magnoliopsida, Arecales, Arecaceae. The record is from RefSeq and is a predicted model, not a curated record. Gene Ontology annotation, cellular component: nuclear speck; cytosol.